AAGGAUUCUCUUCUUUCCUUGGUUCUUCAAAACGCUAUUACCAUGCCUUCUUGUUCCUUCUGCAAGGGUUGUGGUAUUCAGUUUUGUCAAGUUUCCAUCGAGAAUUCCUCUUGCUGCGCCGAAUGUGUCCGCCUGGAUUGCUCUCGGUGCGAUGUUCAAGGGUUGAGUGCAGCGGAAAUUCGUUGGAUAGGCAGUGCUGAGAAGCGGCUGCGCGAUGCUGCUGCGGAGGUAGGAUGUUUGCAGAAGCAGAAGCGUCUGUGGUUUGAGAGGAUGAUGAAAGCUAUUCGUUGA
Cryphonectria parasitica EP155 is the source of this 291-nucleotide messenger RNA. RefSeq lists its product as uncharacterized. The annotation marks the transcript as partial. The record is from RefSeq and is a predicted model, not a curated record. The transcript has 2 exons. NCBI's taxonomy places the organism in Eukaryota, Fungi, Ascomycota, Sordariomycetes, Diaporthales, Cryphonectriaceae.